Fonsecaea multimorphosa CBS 102226 is the source of this 1572-nucleotide messenger RNA. RefSeq lists its product as uncharacterized. The record is from RefSeq and is a predicted model, not a curated record. Gene Ontology annotation, biological process: transmembrane transport. Bases 1 to 1572 code for a protein of 523 amino acids. The transcript has 2 exons. Lineage: Eukaryota; Fungi; Ascomycota; Eurotiomycetes; Chaetothyriales; Herpotrichiellaceae. Gene Ontology annotation, molecular function: transmembrane transporter activity.
AUGGCAGACACGGUGCCCAUCGAUGUUGCUGAACCUCGCGGCAGUCCGCAAGAGAUCCGCCCUCGUGAUGAAAACGAAUCCGAAAAGACAGUCGAUAUUGAGGAGAGCCCUUCCACUCUCCCGAAGUUAGACGAACCCCCUCCAGACGGCGGAUAUGGCUGGGUAUGCGUGGCUUGUAACUUCUUCAUUAAUGCACACACCUGGGGAAUCAACUCGUCGUACGGCGUUUUCCUCUCUUACUACCUAAACCAUGACUAUUUCCCGAACACAUCCGCUCUGGCCUAUGCCUUCAUCGGCGGCCUCUCCAUCUCCCAGGCCAUGUUCAUUGCGCCUCUAGCCACACGCGUCAUCCACCUCUACGGCUCCAAAGUUUGCCUACAUCUGGGCGUCUUCUUUGAAACUCUCUCCCUUAUUGGCGCUAGCUUUGCCAAGCAGAAAUACCAGAUCAUCCUAUCUCAGGGAUUCUGCUUUGGCUGGGGCAUGGGCUUUUUGUUUGUGGGCUCCGUCGGGAUCAUACCACAAUGGUUCACCACGAAACGCAGCGUGGCAAAUUCGAUUGCUGCGGCAGGCUCCGGCCUCGGCGGCUUGAUGUACUCUCUCGCCACUCAGCAGAUCAUUGAUACAAUGGGCCUUCCCUGGGCCUUUCGCAUCUUGGGAAUCUGUUCUUUCGCGGUCAAUUUGACAGCGUCAAACCUCAUCCGUGACCGCAACAAACAAACCGGAGCGCGCCACAAGGGAUUCGACACCAAAAUCCUCGGCAAACCCGAGUUUCUGCUUGUUCAAGGCUGGUCUUGGUUCAGCAUGUUCGGUUACACAAUCUUGCUCUUCUCACUGCCCGCCUACGCGCGAUCCAUCGGACUGAGUGCGAAACAAGGCUCGGUGCUUGGAGCAAUCUUGAACUUGGGCCAAAUGCUUGGCCGGCCUUUCAUCGGUCUAUCUUCCGACCGCUGGGGUCGCAUCAACCUUGCCGCCUUCCUCAGUUUCCUGUGUGGCGUUUUCUGCUUCGCCUUCUGGAUCCCAGCCGAAACCGUCUCGUCUCCGAUGGGUCUGUUAUGUUUCUUCGCUAUCGUUGGUGGGGCUUUAGCAGGGACUUUCUGGACGACCAUUGCCCCCGUCGGUGCCGAGGUACUGGGACUCCAGGAUCUCCCUGCUGGGUUGUCACUGACAUGGCUGAUCAUGGUGCCACCCACGACAUGUGCGGAGGCAAUCGCUUUGGAACUUCGACGGAAGAACACAGAGAGUUGGAUUUACCUCCCGCCCCAGAUCUUCACAGCCUUCAUGUACAUCGGUGCAGGACUGUGCUUGUGGGUGGUCAGGGGAUGGAAAGUCGGCGAGUUGAAGUGGAAGGCACGGAUGGCGAGGGAAAGGGAACGAAGGCAGGAGAGGAUUCUGCUGGACGAGAAGCAUUCUGUGACGCCAAAGGAUGGUGCAGGAGGGCCAGAGAUACAAGGCGAGAACGUGAAUGAGAUUGAUCGUUAUGCCGACGAGGUGGAAGUCCAACGGUUCAUGAAAGGGGAGAUAUGGGGGCCGCGAAAUCUCCUCAAGAACAUGGUGGCAUGGCAAGUAGUGUAA